CCCUCCCUCCUCCCUGGGUGACUAAAAUGUUCUUCCUUUCUCUUCUCCUUCCUCCCCCCUCCUUUCCUGUUUUCCCUUCUUCUCUGGCCCGCCACCAUGUCUUUCCCUCCCUUCUCCCUUUGGCCAUUUUUCUCUCUCCCCCUCUCCGCUACUUCUGCUUUUCUUCCCCUUUUUCAAAUCCUCUUUCCCCACCAAACACACACAGCCUUUCUCUAACCGGUUCCCCUCCAUUUUGCUCUCUCCUCCCGAAAUCUCAGAAAUGUGGUCCUCUCUUUUCCCUUCUUUUGGUCUAGGGAGGGGUGAGUGGAAAAGAAGCCCAACCUUUUUAUUUAUUUUUUUUUCCCCUCCCCAGAUUGCUGACAUAGGGAAAUCAAAGAAAUCUACACCGCCCAGCCGCCCCCUUUUUUCAUUGUCUUCAUCAUCACUGUCCCACCCAUUUUAGCAGCAUCAGGAAAAGGGGAGUUUUUCCUUGUAGGCAGAGAUAGGAGGGGGGGGGAAGAGGGAGGGUCUUUUCUGGCCCCUGAAAAGGCAGGAAAAGUGGGAAGGAAAAGGUGCCAAACCACAGAGAGGGGAAGAAGAAGAAGAAGGGAAAAAAGAUACGCUUGAAAGAAAUUUUCCAGAGUAUUAUGUGCAUUUGGUAUAAUGGUGGAAGAUUGCUUGCUUGAAAGGAACUGAAACCAGGGCACCGGUCUUAAGUUUUGGCUUGAAGGAAGGGCUUAAACAGAAAAAUGAAAAUUUUGCUGCUUCCUCUCUUCCCAUGGUUUUUAAGCUUUUAAGGAGUGUCAAAGCUGUACACCUUUAGUGCGGGAAGAUGAGUGAACUCGAUCAGUUACGCCAGGAGGCUGAACAACUAAAGAACCAAAUCAGAGAUGCUAGGAAAGCCUGUGCUGACGCUACCUUGGCCCAGAUCACAGCCAACAUUGAUCCUGUGGGUCGUAUUCAGAUGCGCACUAGACGAACACUGCGAGGACACUUGGCCAAAAUUUAUGCAAUGCACUGGGGAACCGAUUCCAGGCUUCUGGUUAGCGCAUCACAAGAUGGAAAACUGAUCAUUUGGGACAGCUACACCACAAACAAGGUCCAUGCCAUCCCACUGCGUUCCUCUUGGGUCAUGACCUGCGCAUACGCCCCUUCCGGAAACUACGUGGCCUGCGGUGGUCUCGAUAACAUUUGUUCCAUUUACAACUUGAAAACACGUGAAGGCAACGUCCGAGUAAGCCGUGAGCUGGCCGGCCACACAGGCUAUUUGUCCUGUUGCCGGUUUGUGGAUGAUAAUCAGAUUGUGACCAGCUCUGGAGAUACCACUUGCGCCCUGUGGGACAUAGAAACCGGACAGCAAACUACCACGUUUACCGGCCACACCGGCGAUGUCAUGAGCCUAUCCCUCGCUCCGGAUUCCAAGUGUUUUGUCUCUGGUGCCUGCGAUGCCUCAGCCAAGCUGUGGGAUGUCCGAGAAGGGAUGUGCAGGCAGACUUUCACCGGCCACGAGUCGGACAUCAAUGCCAUUUGUUUCUUCCCCAAUGGCAACGCUUUCGCCACUGGCUCCGACGAUGCCACGUGCCGGCUUUUCGACCUCCGUGCCGACCAAGAGCUCAUGGUUUAUUCCCACGACAACAUCAUCUGUGGCAUCACCUCCGUAGCAUUCUCCAAGAGCGGGCGUCUCCUGCUAGCCGGUUACGACGACUUCAACUGCAACGUGUGGGACACGCUCAAAGCGGACAGAGCAGGCGUCUUAGCUGGCCACGAUAACCGCGUCAGUUGCUUAGGUGUGACCGACGAUGGCAUGGCGGUGGCAACAGGAUCGUGGGAUAGCUUCCUCAAGAUCUGGAACUGAAGCCUGACAGUCUGUGGACUCCCCGCUGAUCAGAAGAAUUCCCCCCCCCCCAACGGUUGAAAGUUUAAAAUAAUGUAUCCAACUCAAUAUACUAACUUGGAUCCCCUUCCCUGCCCCCCCUCUCCCCCCUCCCUCCCCCUCUCCCCCCUUCCUACCCCACCACCAAAGGGCAAAAGUUCUUUUCACAUCUCGCCGAAGAGCACAAUUCUCAAAGAGGAAUCACCACAGUUGUUAUACCAGUAAAUAGCAAAAGAGAUCAAAAUUGUGCAUUCCAUUGGGGACCACAUGUUAUUAUUAAUUAUUAUUAUAAUUACAUUAUUAUUAUUUUGGGGGGGGGUUUGUCUAGAGAAAAAAAAACGAAAAAAAAACCUUAAAAAGAAAUCACACGCUUGUCGUUAAGCAUGCCUGGGGCAAAACUUAAAAGCGAAGUAAAACGAUAUGAUAAAUAAGUAAGGAAAACAAAACACCUUGUCAGAAAAAGCAAAAGGUAAAAAAGUUUUAAGUUUCACUGUAGUUUAAACCAAACAAACAAACAAAAAAGGCAAAUCAUACUGACUUUAUGGGUUAAUGGUGGGAAGGUUUCGUUUUAAUCUCAUCUUUGAAACUUAGAAGUCACGUGCGUAGCAAGAUCGGUAUCUCCUCUUCUUUUUUUUGGUCCAUGUUUCCAUGUCCUUUUUUCCCUUUCUUAAAAUUUUAUUUUUAUUUUUUUAAAAAAAUGCAAUUUGCUUUUGACGGUCCAAUUUCGAGCCAAGAGAAAGGAGUUCCCAACCCAGAUGUUUCUGGGGGUUGUUUAAAUGCUGUAAAUUUACUCCCUGGGUUUUUUUUCUUUUUCUUUUAUUCUUUAUUCUUUUUUUUCCUUUUUUUUUUUUUAAAAAAAAAAAUCUGUCUUAAUGUCACAAAUCGUUGCACAAAUAUUGCAUAUAUAUGAUAAUGUUAAGAAAAUAAGCAAGCACACUCUGUACAUGGUAUUGAAUGUUUAAAAAAAAAAAACCUUUUCACUUCUAUGGGUAACAAAAAAAAAUAAAAAUACGUUCCUUCUUUUUUGUCCCCCCCGUCCCCCCUCCCUCAAAAUCUCGCCAGUUUUCCAUUUCCUAUCUGCUGAGUUUGUUUGACUAAUGCCGAAGACUAUCCCAUAAUUUCGAUCCAACAACCAGAUUUGGUGGGUUGGGGUUUCAGGAGCAAGGCUAAGUGGGGGGGGAAGGCUAAGGGGGGGGGUGGAAAAAUAAAACCCCACCACGAACCUUUGGCUGGGUCCGAAGCAAGAUCCAAAUAUGAUUUUUUUUUUUAUUUUUUAGUGAAAAACACGAUCUGAGGUUUUUCUAAAUUAAAAAACGAUGAUGAUGGAAAAGUUGGGGUGGGGAGGGGGCACGUUUGGGAUUUGCCAAUUUUGGGGUGGGGGGGUUGGAUUUCUCUUAGAAUCGCAUGCUGUAGAAACGCUGAAGUGCAUAAUAAAACUAAGACGUCCUUCUGUUUGUGUUUUCUUUCGGGAAAUUAACCUCAUCCUUUAAUCUUUUCUUUUUCUUUUUCUUUUUUUAAAAAAAACAAAGAAAGAAAGCAACUAGUUAUAAACCAUUGUUGAUUUUCCUUACCGCCGCUACUGGGGGUGCAUUAAAAAACGGAUUUCAACCGAAAGAAUGAAAAGUCUCCAGACUUUUUUUUUUUUUUUUUUGCACAUCUGGAAGUAUCGUUUUUAAUAACGUUUCCCCCUCCCCACUCCUUUCUUCUAUUUCCCCCCCCAAAAAAACCCCUAAAUUUGAAAGCAAAAAGCCAGCUGUUUAAACAAUCACUUAGAUUCAAAUUUGAGGUAGAGAAAGGAGAAAGACAGUUAAGCCCCUUUUUCCUCGCUUUGCAUUUUUGAAAGUUGAGCAUUUGGACAGCAAAUUGUUUGGAUAAAACUUUUCGAUUUCUUCCUCUCCUCCUUUCCUUUCCCUUCCCCCCCCUUUUUUUCUUUUCUAAGCAGGGAUUUGUUAAAAAUCCUCUUCCUUUUUCACUCUCUUGCGUUUUCCACCCCUGCGACAUUCUGUACAAAAUGUGCUGUAAUCGUGCAUUUUAUUUUAUUUUUUAAAAGAAGGCCUGGAUUUGGCAUCUUGAUUUUAUUUUAUUUUUAUUUUUUGGAUUUUUUUUUUUAAAUCACCCUCUUUCCUCUUCCCCUCGCCCCCCCCACCCUUGAGAUAAAUCUCUGUAGAGCUUCCUCUGCACACAACACCCCCCCGAUUCCUUCACUUUUUGUAUUUAAUUUUAAAGUCGGUGUACUUCAAGAAAGCUGGAUGCAAGAUAGAUCCUAUAUUAAAAUGUACUGUUAUUUAAGAUGUAAUAAAGCAGUUUGACAUGA
This is a messenger RNA of Pantherophis guttatus, 4166 nucleotides long. RefSeq names its product G protein subunit beta 1 (gene GNB1). Lineage: Eukaryota; Metazoa; Chordata; Lepidosauria; Squamata; Colubridae. The record is from RefSeq and is a predicted model, not a curated record. Gene Ontology annotation, molecular function: protein binding. Gene Ontology annotation, biological process: signal transduction.